Messenger RNA from Dunckerocampus dactyliophorus (ringed pipefish), 4272 nucleotides. RefSeq names its product prostaglandin E receptor 2a (subtype EP2) (gene ptger2a). The transcript has 3 exons. Gene Ontology annotation, cellular component: plasma membrane. NCBI's taxonomy places the organism in Eukaryota, Metazoa, Chordata, Actinopteri, Syngnathiformes, Syngnathidae. Gene Ontology annotation, molecular function: prostaglandin E receptor activity. Gene Ontology annotation, biological process: adenylate cyclase-activating G protein-coupled receptor signaling pathway; positive regulation of cytosolic calcium ion concentration; inflammatory response. The record is from RefSeq and is a predicted model, not a curated record. Bases 213 to 1322 code for a protein of 369 amino acids.
GUCAAGUCCUCUCAUGUCUUGGGAUGAUGCGGUGAAGCUUUGUCAUCUCCAAAUCCAGUUGAGGACGUCGUUCUUCUCCGUCCAGCAUGACGAGCGCAAGCGACUUUUACCGCCGGAUGGUUGCCGGCUUCCUGCCAUCUUUCUGAUGCCAUCUUGGAACAGUGGAAGCAUUUUUUUUUUUUUGGACGAGCUCGGCACGGUUUUCCCGCGCGAUGGAGCCCCCGGACCCGUGCCACAGCAAGCACCACAUGGACUCCAGGGGCAGCCCCGCCAUCAGCGCCAUCAUGUUCGCCGCCGGCAUCCUGGGCAACGUGGCCGCCCUGGCCAUCCUGGAGAUCCGGCGGCGGCGCGACUCGAAGGCGACGGACGGUCGCGGACGCUCGCUGUUCCAAGUCCUCAUCACGUCUCUGGUGGUGACGGACUUGGGCGGGACGUGCCUGAUCAGCCCGCUGGUGCAGGUGUCGUACUCCAACAACGUCACCCUGGAGGGGAUGUCGCCCAACACUCACGCCGUGUGCUCCUACUUCGGGUUCAGCAUGACCUUCUUCAGCUUGGCCACCAUGUCGCUGCUCUUCGCCACAGCUCUGGAAAGGUGCUUGGCUAUCGGCUACCCCUACCUGUACACCCGCCACGUCACCAGGAAGUGCGCCUACGUGACCAUCCCUGCCGUCUUUUUGCUCUGCGUUGCGUUCUGCCUCUUCCCUUUCGUGGGCUUUGGUAAAUACGUGCAGUACUGCCCCGGCACGUGGUGCUUCAUCGACAUGAACCCGGAGAGGACAAAGGACAGGGUCUACGCCAACCUGUACGCCAGCGUGAUGCUGCUGCUGGUGCUCGCCAUCGCGGCGUGCAACGCCUUCGUGGUGUACCAGCUGCUGCGCAUGUACCAGCGCCGCAGGAUCAGCCGAGGCUCCGUCGUGGCCAACGUGCGGCCAAGCGGCGAGCGCGGGCCCAUGUCGUUGGCGGAGGAGGUGGAGCAUCUCAUCCUGCUGGUCUUCAUGACCAUCAUCUUCAUCAUCUGCACGCUGCCCCUGGUGGUCCGCGUGUACAUCAACUCGGUGGAGGAGCGCAAAGAAUCGCACCACCUGGACCUGAUCGCCCUGCGUUUCAUCUCGGUCAACUCCAUCAUCGACCCGUGGGUUUUCAUCCUCCUCUCUCCCGGCGUGGUGCACUUUUGCUGGGCCUCCGUCUGCACGACUCCGCCAAGAUCUCUGAAGGCUUCCCACUUCCGCUCCACAGUAGACAAAAACACUCGUGCAAAUGUUGAGCUAUCUUGUCGGGAAAUGGAAAACGCCGAGCCUCGUCCGCCUCGAGAAAGCGUAUGACAGAAUUCCAUUUAUAUUUAUUUGACUUGCCAAAAUGUUCCUUUUUGUGACUCGUGUUUCGCUGCCGUCGGGGGCGGUCGUCCACUUUUAUCAUCUGCUUGCACUUCAAUCAUGCACGUGUGCGCCCUUGCCAAGCUUUGCCGAGUAUUUGUGUCAAAAAAAUCUACAUAGGCGCUUAGGGGGAGACGACAAGUGUGGCCCGCGGCACGUUGGAAAAAUAUCAUUGAACAAGAAAACAGAAACUGGCAACAUUUGCUGUCAUUUUACAACAAAAUAAAGUCAAAAUAUUAAACGCAAUUUUACGAUAAAAAUUGCCAUUUUACAAGAAUAACGACGUAAUAUGAUGAAAAAUAAUGUCAUUUGAGGGCCCUGUCACACCUUGACGAUUUAGGCAGCGCAUGCCUGACGGGAUCAUUUUGAUGGCAUACGUUGAACUGACGACAGGUUUUUCUCCAAUUUUGGGCGUGUACAUAGCGUAUUCAUAACGAGGUCGACGUAAACAUGACAUAUUAGUAAGUUAUAGAGAACGUUUCUUUAACUUAUAGACAACUUAUAUCAACAAAUGCGUAGCGUGUUGCCGGUGUUCACAAUUUAUGCCCAACGGCCAACGCUUGGCACACCUUGACGAUUUAGCCAGCGUACGCCAACGUAUAAAAAAUUUGGCCAAUACGCUGGCGUACGUCGAAUAAGUUAUGGGUUUUGUAUAAGUUAAGAGCACGCGGAAGCACGCCGGCAUACAUCAUAGUACGUCUAAGUCGUCCAUAGUCGUAUGUCAACGUAUGAUUCAUACGUCCCGCAUCCGCGGGCAAUAAGUUAUGCAAUCGUUGACACCCGUUCACACACGUUAUUUGUAAGUUACGUACAAGUCGUAAUACAUCAACAUACCUUGAGACAAAACUGUGUGUUCUUGGCAAGCUUCGGCUGAGAUGAGAUGGAGGCUGUCAUGUUUGCAUUAGCAGAUAAGGUAGCAGCUUGACUAUGGAAUCACAGGAGUGCCAAAAUUAAACGGGAAUACGUGUGGAAAUACAAAGAGAAUAAAUAAUAAAACAAUAUACAAAUGUAGUCAUAUUCUUUUUCCAUUUUGUCAUUGUUUUUUCUGUAUUGUCUUUGUCUUUUCCACUUACGUUUUGUCAUUGCAUUUAGUAAUGAAAAAGACAAAACAGGAAAAUCGACGCCAAAAUGGAAAAAACAAAGACAAUGCAGAAAUCAUUCUUUUGUCUUUGUCAUUUCUAAAUGCAAUGACAAAACGCAAGUGGAAAAGACAAAUACAAAACAGGAAAAACAAUGGCAAAUUGGCAGUGUUUCCCGCCUCAACGGUCUGUGUAAUUUACUCCACCCCUGGCCCUUCUCCAGGCACGCCUCCCGCCGAGCCCACUCCGCUGUGAUUGGUUACACUCGCAAGCGCUCCCGAGAACUUCCGGACAGCUGCCGAACCCCUCUUGCCCGAUUACAUACACAAAAUAAACACAAUUAAGACACUGAUGAAUUGUUACUUACAGCUUGCUCUUCUGACUCUUCAACACCAAAGGCGUCGGACUUCAGCAACAGUUUGGCGGAUAGUCCAGCUUCGUAUUGACCCGUGUUCACAAAACAGUCCCGUGUGAAGUGUCGUUAACAGAUGAGCACAUUUUACUCUCGCUGGGUGGGAAUCAGCUACUCCAACCACUAGUGCCUGAAACUUGCCUCUCUAGGCACACCCCAACAAACAUUUCCUGGGAGCCAUACGUGCUAACGGUGAACAGAGCAGAGUGAAGCAGAGCGGGGGUGCUGGGCAUGCCCAUAUAAGGAAGUCCGGGUUGCACUGACGUCAAUGGGACGCCCAAAACUGCUUUCUGGGCUCACUUCCAAAUGCGUGAACCAUCGUUUAACACGAGAAUACAACAUUGUAACAACAUUCAUAGGUCAGAAAAGAGGAAAAGCAUAAUAGGCCCCCUUUAAGAGAAAAAAGUCCUAUUCUAACAAGAAAAAAAAGUUGCUAUUUUAUGAAAAUAAACUGGUAUUACGAGGAAAAAUAAUGUCAUUUUAGUAGCAUAGAGUUGAAAUAUUCAAGAAAAGUCGUAAUAUUAUGCGAAUAAAGUCAUAAUAUAAAGGGAAUAAAGUCAUAAUAUUAUUGGAAUAAAGUAGUUUUAAUAUGAAGGGAAUACAGUCAUAAUAUUAUGGGAAUAAAGUAGUUUUAAUAUGAAGGGAAUACAGUCAUAAUAUUAUGGGAAUAAAGUACUGUAGUUUUAAUAUUAUGGGGAUAGUCAGGAUAUUACAAGAAGAAAAUUGACAAGAAAGUUGAAAUUGUCUUUUAUUUUCAGUUUAUUCCCGUAAAACGACAACUUUUAUGUGUUAUUAUUUUGAAUUUAUUCUUGUAAAAUUACUGUUGCUUUUUCCUGUUUUUUUGUGUGAAAAUGUUCUUGUGAAAUGCUAUUUUUAUCAUGUGUGCGUAUUUGCGCCUCUUAUCUGUCGUCUGUGGUCACAACGUAGCUGCCUUACUGCUGUACUUUUAUCAUUAAUUACUCCCUGUGCGUGUGCGUGUGACGUACGUGUGUGUGUGACGUACGUGUGAGUGUGUGUGUGUGUGCGUGUGACGUACGUGUGAGUGUGUGUGUGUGUGUGUGCGCGCCUGCUUUUCAUGCGUGAAUGUAAGGAAUGUCGCAACCCUUGAACGCAACGCUGCAUGAAAAAUGUGGAAUUGUUGUAGAGUGUAACUGUUAAGUACUACAAAGUACUGCUGUAGAUGUGUGUAACUGUUAAGUACUACAAAGCACUACUGUCGAUGAACGUGUGUGUGGUUUUUUCCCUGCUUGUCCACACGAUGUAUAACAUUUAUCAUUACAUUUUCUAAUCAAUUAUAUUCCUAUCAAUUAUAUUGAUAUUUAACAUAUACAUGUAACAUUUAUAGUAAUAUAUAACAUUAAAGUUAUAUUUAACAUUUAUGUCUAUCACAUUUCUAUUCAUAUGCAAC